AUGACUCCCCUGCUCCUCCUCCUCUGCCUCGUCACCCUCACCGCCGUCCCCACCACCGCCGCCGCAUCCCUCCCCGUCGACUUCUACCGCCUCCUGGCCACCAAAGCCGCUCUCUCCGACCCCACCUCCGCGCUCGCACCAUGGGACCAAUCCCUCCCGCCGUGCCGCUGGCCGCACGUCCACUGCUCGCCCUCCUCCGAUAACCCGUCCGUCGCCUCGCUCCUCCUCUCCAACCUCUCCCUCGCCGGCGAAUUCCCGGCCCAACUCUGCUCGCUCACGUCCCUCGUCCGCCUCGACUUCUCCUACAACUCGCUCAUCGGGCCCCUCCCUCCCUGCCUCGCCGCGCUGCCGUCGCUGAGGCACCUUGACCUCGCCGGAAACGCCUUCUUCGGGGAAAUCCCCAAGACCAUCAGGAACUUGGAGAGCGUCGUCCAGAUCGAGCUCUACUCCAACAAGCUCUCCGGGAGGGUGCCUCAGGGGCUGGGCGGCCUCAAGGAGCUGCGGUUCCUGGACGCGGCCAUGAACCGGCUCUCAGGCGAGAUACCGGCGGACCUCUUCCUCGCGCCCAAGCUGGAGAGCCUGCACCUGUACGAGAACGAGCUGUCAGGCACCGUGCCGUCGACGCUGGCGAACGCGACUGCGUUGAACGACCUGAGGCUGUUCACCAACCGCCUGGCCGGGGAGCUGCCGACCGAGUUCGGGAAGAGCUGCCCGCUGGAGUUCCUCGACCUGUCAGAUAACAGGAUUUCCGGCCGCAUUCCGGCGACGCUGUGCAGCGCCGGGAAGCUGGAGCAGCUCCUGAUACUGAACAAUGACCUCGUCGGCCCGAUCCCUGCUGAGCUGGGGGAAUGCCGGACGCUGACGCGUGUGCGGCUGCCCAACAAUCGGCUGUCCGGAGCCGUGCCGCUGGACAUGUGGGGCCUGCCGCACCUGUACCUUCUCGAGCUGGCCGGCAACGCUCUGUCCGGCACCGUGGGGCCAGCCAUUGCCUUGGCGCAGAACAUGUCGCAGCUGCUGAUAUCCGACAACAACUUCGCCGGCGUGCUGCCGCCGCAGAUAGGCACCCUCACAAGCCUGGUCGAGCUGUCCGCGGCCAACAACGAGUUCUCUGGUCCUCUGCCGGCGUCGCUCGCCGAUGUGUCCACGCUCAGCCGACUUGACUUAAGGAACAAUUCAUUCUCCGGCGAGCUUCCACACGGUGUUCGACGGUGGCAGAAGCUCACACAGCUCGACCUUGCGCAGAACCGCCUCACCGGGAACAUCCCGCCCGAGCUCGGGGAGCUCCCCGUGCUGAACUCGCUCGACCUGUCUAACAACGAGUUCACCGGCAACGUGCCAGUGCAGCUGGAGAACCUCAAGCUGAGCCUGUUCAACCUGUCCAACAACCGGCUCACCGGCAACUUGUCUCCUGUGUUCGCCGGCGACAUCUACGAUGACAGCUUGCUCGGCAACCCGUCUCUCUGCCGCAAGGCAUGCCCCAGCGGGCGCAGAGCCGCCGCCGGCCGCCGCGGUCUCGUCGGGAGCGUUGGGUCCGUUCUCACAAUUGCCGGUGUCAUCCUCAUCCUUGGCGUCGCCUGGUUCUGGUACAAGUACCGGAGCCAGUACAAGAAGCGCGGCGCGGAGGCCGGCGGCAAGAAGUGGGUAGUGACGUCGUUCCACAAGGUGGAGUUCGAGGAGGAGGACAUCCUGACCUGCCUCGACGACGAGGACAACGUGGUCGGGACGGGCGCGGCGGGCAAGGUGUACAGGGCCGUCGUCGGCCGUGGAGGCGGCGCCGAUGACGACGUCGUGGCCGUUAAGAAGCUGUGGGGAGUCGCCGGUGCCGCGGCAAGGAAAGACAAGGACGGCAAGGCCGUCAUGAAGGACACAUUCGAGGCGGAGGUCACGACGCUGGGCAGGAUCCGGCACAAGAACAUCGUGAAGCUCUGGUGCUGCCUUCGCAGCGGCGACCGCGGGCUGCUGGUCUACGAGUACAUGCCCAACGGCAGCCUGGGCGACCUCCUCCACGGCGGCAAGGGCAGCCUCCUGGACUGGCCGAUGAGGUACAGGAUCAUGGUCGACGCCGCCGAGGGGCUCUCCUACCUGCACCACGACUGCGCGCCGCCCAUCGUGCACCGGGACGUCAAGUCCAACAACAUCCUGCUGGACGCCGAGUUCGGCGCCAAGGUCGCCGACUUCGGUGUCGCCAUGGUCAUCGGCGACGGCCCGAACGCCGUGUCAGCCAUCGCCGGCUCGUGCGGCUACAUUGCUCCCGAGUACUCGUACACGCUGCGCAUCACUGAGAAGAGCGACGUGUACAGCUUCGGCGUGGUGAUGCUGGAGCUUGUGACCGGCAAGAAGGCCGUCGGGCCGGAGCUCGGCGACAAGGACCUGGUGAGUUGGGUCCGCGGCAGCAUCGAGCAGAACGGGGUAGACUCCGUGCUCGACCCGAGGCUCGCCGGCGAGUCCAGGGACGAGAUGCGCAAGGUCCUCAACGUCGCCCUGCACUGCUCGUCCAGCCUCCCGAUCAACCGCCCGUCGAUGAGGUCCGUCGUGAAGCUCCUGCUCGAGGUCCUGCCAGACUGCAAGCCCGCCGUGCUCGACGAGAAGGAAUCUAUUGAUGUCUGA
Lolium rigidum is the source of this 2607-nucleotide messenger RNA. Its product is annotated as receptor-like protein kinase HSL1. The record is from RefSeq and is a predicted model, not a curated record. Gene Ontology annotation, molecular function: protein kinase activity; ATP binding; receptor serine/threonine kinase binding. The coding region runs from base 1 to 2607 and encodes 868 amino acids. Gene Ontology annotation, biological process: protein phosphorylation. The transcript has 3 exons. Lineage: Eukaryota; Viridiplantae; Streptophyta; Magnoliopsida; Poales; Poaceae.